Molecule: messenger RNA, 5290 nt
Organism: Gorilla gorilla gorilla (western lowland gorilla)
Lineage: Eukaryota; Metazoa; Chordata; Mammalia; Primates; Hominidae
Gene: CCDC62
Product: coiled-coil domain containing 62
Exons: 12
Coding region: 994-3108 (704 amino acids)
Source: RefSeq, a predicted model, not a curated record
UGGCAUGCGCCUGCAGUCCCAGCUACUUGGGAGGCUGAGUUGGGAGGAUCACUUGAGCCUGGGAGGUUGAGGCUGCAGUGAACUGAGAUCACGACACUGCACUCCAGCCUGGGCAACAGUAAAACCUGGUCUCCAGAAAAAAAAAAAAAGUACUAAUAGUUCAAAAAUUGACUUUACACAUUCUCACAGUCUACCAUUUUUAGUAAAAAACACGAACCUUUAAGCAGCCUUAUAAGAGAUUUUCCAUGAUUAAGCUGGCAACUUUUAAUGCAAAUACUUUUUGCAUAUAGUUUGGUAAGUAUUUCAUUUUUUAAAAACAGAUGCUGACAGUAAGUGAUUUUAACCUUUUUGUUACUACAUAAAAGCCAGUCUGUGGUAGCUUUCUUACUGUUAGUUUAAAAGUUGAUAAAUUACUGUUUUAAAGAUGAAUUUUACCUUUUAGUUCCCUGUUCUCAUUAUUUACUAAAUUCCUUUACCUAGGAAAUCAAAUAGGGAGACUGGGAAAAGUUCAUUCAGAACUUCAGCUUGGAUUAGACUGUGGGGAAGAUGGAAGAUAGGGAAGUAAGCAACUCAAAUGUCAUAAACCAGAGUGCUGGGGGCGGCGCAGCAGCCUUUUUUGACUUCUUCAUUCCCUGGGUAGCGGUGAACAGCCGGUUCUUUCAGGCCUUCCAGCGCCGGAGCCUCGGGCGUGGGCAAAAAGCGUCCAUACGCAGCCUGAGCCACUUGGGAGCCCCCAGUUUCCGAGGCAGAAGAACAGUGCCCACCAGCGCAGCGGGGCUGCGGCCCGGAAACCCUGGCGGGGAGCCCCGAGCCCCGGCGGGCGCACGCCGCUUGGGCGCCAGGCAGGCGGUUGGGGUACGGGGCGGGGGUCGGCCGAGGGCGCGGGGCCCCGGGGCUCCGGGCUCGCCCCCGCCGCUCGGGGCAGGCGCGCCGAUGGCGUUUCUGAGGUGACGCCGUCCACACCGGGCUUCUCCGGGGGCGGAGGAAACACCUAUGAACCCUCCGGCAGCCUUCCUUGCCGGGCGCCAGAACAUCGGGUCAGAAGUUGAGAUUUCCACUAUUGAGAAACAACGGAAGGAGCUGCAAUUGCUCAUUGGAGAAUUAAAAGAUCGAGAUAAAGAGCUCAAUGACAUGGUUGCAGUGCACCAGCAACAGCUUCUUUCAUGGGAGGAGGAUCGGCAGAAAGUGUUGACACUGGAAGAACGUUGCAGCAAAUUAGAAGGUGAACUACAUAAAAGAACUGAAAUAAUCAGGUCACUCACCAAGAAGGUAAAAACUCUUGAAUCCAAUCAAAUGGAAUGCCAAACAGCUCUCCAAAAGACCCAACUACAGCUUCAGGAAAUGGCUCAAAAGGCAACGCAUUCUUCUCUUCUCUCUGAAGACCUUGAGGCUAGAAAUGAAACUCUCAGCAACACGUUAGUGGAACUUUCUGCUCAGGUAGGACAGCUACAAGCUCGAGAACAAGCUCUCACGACAAUGAUAAAGCUAAAGGACAAAGAUAUUAUUGAGGCAGUUAAUCACAUUGCAGAUUGUUCGGGUAAAUUUAAAUUGCUAGAGCAUGCCCUACGUGACGCCAAGAUGGCGGAGACUUGUAUUGUGAAAGAAAAGCAAGAUUAUAAGCAGAAAUUGAAGGCACUUAAGAUUGAAGUCAACAAACUAAAAGAGGACCUCAAUGAAAAGACGACAGAAAAUAAUGAGCAACGAGAAGAGAUCAUUCGCCUCAAGCAAGAGAAAAGUUGCCUGCACGAUGAAUUGCUUUUUACUGAGAGAGAAAAGAGGAAAGAUGAAUUGCUUAAUAUUGCGAAGUCAAAGCAAGAACGCACAAAUUCAGAACUGCACAAUCUGAGACAGAUUUAUGUAAAACAACAGAGUGAUCUGCAGUUUCUUAAUUUCAAUGUGGAAAAUUCUCAGGAAUUAAUACAGAUGUAUGACUCAAAGAUGGAGGAAUCAAAGGCCCUGGACUCCAGCAGAGACAUGUGUUUAUCAGACCUUGAAAAUAACCACCCAAAAGUCGAUAUUAAGAGGGAAAAAAAUCAGAAGUCACUGUUUAAGGACCAGAAAUUUGAAGCCAUGUUGGUUCAGCAAAAUAGGUCAGACGAGAGCUCUUGCGAUGAAUGCAAAGAGAAGAAACAACAGAUCGAUACUGUGUUUGGGGAGAAAAGUGUAAUUACGCUGUCAUCCAUAUUUACCAAAGACUCAGUAGAGAAACACAAGUCUUGGUCUCUGGGAGGAAAAACCCAGAUUGAACCCGAAAACAAAAUUACAUUGUGCAAGAUCCAUGCAAAAUCACCAAAAUGUCAUGGCACUGGGGUUCAGAACGAAGGAAAACAACCCUCAGAAACACCCACUUUAUCUGAUGGGAAGCAGUGGCAUGACGUCAGUGUUUACCUGGGCCUGACCAACUGUCCAAGUUCAAAACAUCCAGAAAAGCUGGAUGUAGAAUGUCAAGAUCAGAUGGAAAGGUCCGAAAUCUCAUGCUGCCAGAAAAAUGAAGCCUGUCUGGGCGAAAGUGGCAUGUGUGACUCCAAGUGCUGCCACCCGAGUAACUUCAUAAUUGAAGCCCCAGGCCACAUGUCUGACAUGGAGUGGAUGAGUAUUUUCAAGCCUUCCAAAAUGCAGAGAAUUGUCCGCCUCAAAUCUGGGUGCACCUGUUCAGAAAGCAUCCGUGGGACACAACAUGACUCCCCAGCAAGUGAGCUAAUUGCCAUCCAAGAUUCCCACUCUUUGGGUUCUUCAAAAUCUGCCUUGAGAGAAGAUGAGACGGAGUCCUCUUCCAAUAAAGAGAACUCACCUACGAGUUUGUUAAUCUACAAAGAUGCACCAGCAUUCAAUGAAAAGAGACAGGGUCUCACUCUGUUGCCCAAGCUGGAGUGCAGUGAUGCCAUCCUGGCUUACUGCAAUCUCAAACUCCUGGGCUCAAGUAAUCCUCCCACUGCAGCCUCCCAAGUAGCUGGGACUGUAGGCAUGAACCAUUAUGCCCAGCUCAUUUUUACAUUUGUUGUGGAGAUGGGGUCUUGUUAUGUUGCCCAGGGUGGUCUCAAACUCCUGACCUCAAGCAAUCCUCCUGCCUCAGCCUCCCAAAGUGCUGGGGUAUAUUUAACAUUUUAAGGAACUGCAAGAUGUUUUCCAAAGUGGCUAUACCAGUUACAUUCCCACCAUCAGUGUGGUGCUGAUGCUCCGGUCCCAGCUGCUCCAGAUUCCAGUCAAUACUUGCUACGGUCAAUUUUUAAAUUCCAGACAUUCUAAUAGGUAUGAAGAGGUAUCUCAAUGUGGUUUUAACUUUCAUUCCCCUAACGACUAACAGUGUUGUGCACCUUUUCACACGCUAAACCACCAUCUAUUUAUAGCUUCGUUUUCAACUGAUAGGGAAGUUCUAGCCAGUUAUUCAAUCCCAAAGAGACACUGUUCUUUAUGUCUGUGUAGAAUAUCCCUUCUUUAAUUACUUCUCCAGAUUUACCUCCUCUCUGCACUAUGCUAACAAAACACUUAUCAGGCCGGGCGUGGUGGCUCAUGCCUGUAAUCCCAGCACCCUUGGGAGGCUGAGGCGGGCAGAUCACCUGAGGUCAGGAGUUGAAGACCAGCCUGGCCAACAUGGUGAAACCCCAUCUCUACUAAAAAUACAAAAAUUAGCCAGGUGUUGUAGCUCGUGCCUGUGGUCCCAGCCACUCAAGAGGAUGACGUGGAAGAAUCACUUGAGUCCGGGAGGCGGAGGCUGCAGCAAGCUGAGAUUGUGCCAUUGCACUUCAGCCUGGGCGACAGAGCCAGACCCUGUCUUAAAAAAUAAUAAUAGGCUGGGUGUGGUGGCUCAUGCCUGUAAUCCCAGCACUUUGGGAGGCUGAGGCAGGUGGAUCACCUGAGGUCAGAAGUUCAAGACCAGCCUGGUCAACAUGGUGAAACACCGUCUGGCUAUGGCGAGGUGCCAAUGACUUUCUUCACAGAAUUGGAAAAAAAUACUUUAAAGUUCAUAUAGAACCAAAAAAGAGCUCGCAUUGCCAAGUCAAUCCUAAGCCAAAAGAACAAAGCUGGAGGCAUCACGCUACCUGACUUCAAACUAUACUACAAGGCUACAGUAACCAAAACAGCAUGGUACUGGUACCAAAACAGAGAUAUAGACCAAUGGAACAGUACAGAGCCCUCAGAAAUAAUACCACACAUCUACAACUAUCUGAUCUUUGACAAACCUGACAAAAACAAGAAAUGGGGAAAGGAUUCCCUAUUUAACAAAUGGUGCUGGGAAAACUGGCUAGCCAUAUGUUGAAAGCUGAAACUGGAUCCCUUCCUUACACCUUAUAUAAAAAUUAAUUCAAGAUGGAUUAAGACUUAAAUGUUAGACCUAAAACCAUAAAAACCCUAGAAGAAAACCUAGGCAAUACCAUUCAGGACAUAGGCAUGGGCAAGGACUUCAUGUCUAAAACACCAAAAGCAAGGGCAACAAAAGCCAAAAUCGACAAAUGGGUUCUAAUUAAACUAAAGAACUUCUGCACAGCAAAAGAAACUACCAUCAGAGUGAACAGGCAACCUACAGAAUGGGAGAAAAUUUUUGCAAUCUAUUCGUCUGACAAAGGGCUAAUAUCCAGAAUCUACAAUGAACUCCAACAAAUUUACAAGAAAAAAACAAACAACCCCAUCAACAAAUGGGCAAAGGAUAUGAACAGACACUUCUCAAAAGAAGACAUUUAUGCAGCCAACAGACACAUGAAAAAAUGCUCAUCAUCACUGGCCAUCAGAGAAAUGCAAAUCAAAACCACAAUGAGAUACCGUCUCACACCAGUUAGAAUGGCGAUCAUUAAAAAGUCAGGAAACAGCAGGUGCUGGAGAGGAUGUGGAGAAUUAGAAACACUUUUACACUGUUGGUGGGACUGUAAACUGGUUCAACCAUUGUGGAAGACAGUGUGGCGAUUACUCAGGGAUCUAGAACUAGAAAUACCAUUUGACCCAGCCAUCCCAUUACUGGGUAUAUACCCAAAGGAUUAUAAAUCAUGCUGAUAUAAAGACACAUGCACACAUAUGUUUAUUGUGGCACUAUUCACAAUAGCAAAGACCUGGAACCAACCCAAAUGUCCAACAAUGAUAGACUGGAUUAAGAAAAUGUGGCACAUAUACACCAUGGAAUACUAUGCAGCCAUAAAAAAUGAUGAGUUCAUGUCCUUUGUAGGGACAUGGAUGAAGCUGGAAACCAUCAUUCUCAGCAAACUAUCACAAGGACAAAAAACCAAACUGCAUGUUCUCACUCAUAGGUGGGAAUUGAACAAUGAGAACACUUGGACACGGGAAGGGGGACAUCACACAC